This is a messenger RNA of Nipponia nippon (crested ibis), 1020 nucleotides long. The record is from RefSeq and is a predicted model, not a curated record. NCBI's taxonomy places the organism in Eukaryota, Metazoa, Chordata, Aves, Pelecaniformes, Threskiornithidae.
AUGCAGGAGCAGGUGACCCCCAGCCCCGCCUUGACGGAGCCAACUGCUACCACCGACUUCUACCCCUGGGAGGAUGGGUACUCGUGGGAGGACGGAAUGCUGCCCGAGCUCUGCGAGAAGCAGGCGGUGCAGGGCUUUGCCCGCACCUACCAGCCUGCCGUCUACCUGCUGCUCUCGCUGUUGGGCACGGUGGGGAACGGGCUGGUGCUGCUCACGCACACCCGCUACCGCCAGGCACACAGCAUCACCGACGUCUGCCUCCUGCACCUCGCCCUGUCUGACCUCCUGCUGCUCCUGACGCUGCCCUUCGCCGUCACCAACACGCUGCAGGGCUGGUCCUCGGGCACGGCCACCUGCAAGGCGCUGCAGGGCCUCUACGCCCUCAACUUCUACAGUGGCUUCUUCUUCCUCACCUGCAUCAGCGUGGACCGCUACGUGGCCAUCGUGCGGGUGCCGGCUGCCCGCCGGCUGCGCCCGCGGGCUCGCCGCCGUGGCUGGCUGACGGCAGGGCUGGCCUGGCUGCUGGCCAUGCUGCUGGCACUGCCCCAGUUCAUCUACAGCCAAGCGGAGCAGUAUCAGGACCUCCACCUCUGCCGCGUCGUCUUCCCCCGCGCAGUCUCGCGGGAGGCCCGGGCGGCCACCAACCUGGUGCAGGUCGUGCUGGGCUUCGCGGUGCCCUUCCUGGUGAUGGCGAGCUGCUACGCGGCCGUGGGCCGGACGCUGCUGGCGGCCCGUGGCGCCCAGCCUCACCGGGCGCUGCGGGUGCUGCUGGCCCUCGUGCUGGUGUUCGUGGCCCUGCAGCUGCCCCACAGCCUGAUGGUGCUGCUGGACGCGGCUGAGCUGCUGGCCAACUGGGAGGUGAGCUGUGCCCACAGCAGCCGCAAGGACCUGGCGCUGCUGGUCACCGGAGCCGGCCACCACCACCGCCUCCUCCUCCCGCGGGCCAUGGCCGAAGAGCUGGGCACCGUCUCCGUGCCCGCAGCCAUGCAGGAGCAUAUGGAGCCUUCCCUGGCAGCGUGA